UUGGAGCUGUUCUCCUACUGGGUGUCAUCCAUCACCACUGAUGGACACAAGGGUUUUUUUGGUCAGAAAAUAACAUUCAGAUCCUCUUUUGUCCUGUCCUCUUAACUGCUCUUCUUUGCUUAUAUUUCAGGUUCCGAGGUCCUUCCAUGAAUGGGGAGUAAUUGGGUGGAUCACACAAAACUUUCUCCUGAUCUGUCUUUCAGAGGGAUCUCCAAGGAUAGAAGUCAAGGUCUGGAUUCCUCACAAGCUAGAAAAGAUGAAGUUGAACCCUUUCCUGUUUCCAUUCUGUCUCUCUCCUUCCCAGUGGACAAAACGGAGUCACCAUUGUUCACUGAAUCGUCUCCUUCUAUUGGUGAAGCUGAAAGAGCUGCUGGGUUUCCAACCCAGGGACCUGUGUCCUUUGGGGAGGUGGCCAUCCAUUUCAACAGUGAAGAGUGGUUGCUGCUUGAUCCCAGCCAGAAAACCCUGUAUCAAGAAGUCAUGUUGGAAACGUCUAGGAUCGUGGCCUCUUUAGCAUUUGAUGUGCAGAAGAAGGAAAAUGCCCAAGAGCCAGAUUUAUUGCCAUUGCAAAUAAUCAAAGCUGAAAUUCCUGGGGAGACAUCUACAAAUAAGUGAGGAAGAAGGAAACCUGAAAAGAAGCACAAUUAGAAAGAAAAAUCUAUUCUUGAAUGUGUGGAAAUGGAUCGUUUCCUGACCCAACGUGAUUCCAAA
Molecule: messenger RNA, 711 nt
Organism: Pseudonaja textilis
Lineage: Eukaryota; Metazoa; Chordata; Lepidosauria; Squamata; Elapidae
Source: RefSeq, a predicted model, not a curated record